AUGAGAAUAAAAAUUACAAAAGCAAUUGCUUCUCAUCGAUUACACUUCCAAUUCUUGACUGAUCAAUAUACACGAAACCUUUCUGUAAACAAUGCAGAAGCAUAUGCGAAUAAACUGUAUUCUCAUACACUUCACGAGAAAGUAGGGGAAUCUACGUCAAAGAAAAUUUAUCAAAUUAAACUUCCCUCUUUAGCAUCUCAUUGUGAAAAAUCAAGUUAUUCUUAUUUCAACGAGAAAUCUGAGCAUUCAGAUAUUGAUUUUAUUAUUGAAAACGAUUCCACUCUUUUCCGUAACACAAGUAAAACGUUGUGUCUGCUUGGUCGUUUUUUGGAUAUGUGUCGUCAUGGUAACAUGGAGUUAGAAAAUUGUGACAUCGUCAAGCUUGAGCUCGUAAUACAAUUAUGA
Clunio marinus is the source of this 405-nucleotide messenger RNA. Lineage: Eukaryota; Metazoa; Arthropoda; Insecta; Diptera; Chironomidae. The record is from the annotation of a GenBank genome assembly.